Setaria italica (foxtail millet) is the source of this 2031-nucleotide messenger RNA. RefSeq lists its product as uncharacterized. The transcript has a single exon. The coding region runs from base 135 to 920 and encodes 261 amino acids. NCBI's taxonomy places the organism in Eukaryota, Viridiplantae, Streptophyta, Magnoliopsida, Poales, Poaceae. The record is from RefSeq and is a predicted model, not a curated record.
CCUCCCUUUCUCCCUUCUCCCCUCUAUUCCAUUGCAACAACAACCCAGCCAAAGCAGAGUGCCCCCCGACUCGGCUCGAUACGAUUCGAUGCUUGUGGCCUCCGCCCCGCGGACAAUCGGCUGCUGAAGUCGACAUGGGGGAGCUCGCGGCGUCGUCCUCGCCCCCGCCCGCCGCCGUGCUGCCGGUCCUCUUCGUCGACGGCGACCGGACCGUCGACCUGGGCACCGUCACCGUGCAGCCGUCGCUCGCCGUCAAGAGGCUGCAGGCCGUCGUCGCCGACCGCGUCGGCGUCGCGCCCAACCAGAUCUCCGCCUCGCUCGCGCGCCCUCGCCGCGCGCGCCGCGUGCCCCUCGAGGAGGGCACGGACCUCGCCGCCGCCGUCGCGCGAGAGGGCUCCGGAUGCUACGUCCUCGCGGGCCUCCGACGCGCCCGCCGCGAGCGCCGGGGCGGCCGCGCCCGCCGGGACAAGAAGGCCGCAGCCGCUGCGGCGUCGUCCCCGCCGGAGAAGACCAUCCUGAAGCGGCUCCCGCCCACGGAUCUGGCGUCCCUGGUGGUCGCGGCCGCGCCCCCCGCGGUGUUCGGCGGCUGGGACUAUGAGGCGCAGCUGCGGGAGCUGCAGCGGCAGCGCGACUGGUACCUGAUGAGCACCGCGGCGGCGGAUCCGUACCUGCCGCUGCCGCCGGAGCUGGAGGAGCCGCCGCUGUGGUCCCCGCGCCCGCCGUGCCCCGAGUGCGAGGCGGCGGCCGCGGCCAUGCGCCCGGCGCCCUUCCACUGGUGCGUGCGCGACGCGGUGGUCACCGCCGGGUUCCGCUCGCACGUGGGGCCGAUCGAGCGGCCGGCGAAGAAGUCCCCCUCCCCGCCGCCCCCGCCGCCGAGCCCCGGCCGCCUGCCGGGGCUCCUCGGCAUGCCCGUCUACUAAUUCAAUUCGCAGCUGGUUGCUCAUUCAUUCCCCUCUGGAAAUUGUAAAGGAAUCGAGCUGGAAAUUGGGGAUUGGAAUGGUCGACGAGGUUGCGUGUGGGAAUUGUGCAGAUCGAGGAGGAUGAGGAUUUUUAGGAGGAGGAGGUAGCCUAGUACUACGACUGUAGAAGAAGAGGAGGAAGGCAAGUCAGAUGCGGCGGCCAGGGCCACCGGUGGAACGAGUCGUUUGCUGUUUCGUCGUCUGUUCUGUUCUGUUGGGCUUCCAACCAAGCAGAAGCAGACAUGGCUGGCCCUUCUUCCGCUGGCAGUAGAAAAUUGUUUUUCUUUUUCUUUUUCCUUUAUUAUAGUUACCCCGUGGGGACGAUGGGGUGGUGGUUGCAAGUGAGCAAUGUGGCCUGGACGAGUCCGGAGAUUGGGCCAAUAUUUCUGGACUCGUCUUUCGUUUUUCUUCUCUUUACCUUUGGGAGAGAAGAAGAGAGAGAGAAGAGUGAGGGAGAGCAAUUUGUUUCUGGUAUAUCAAAAGUGGUAUAUGCAGAAUCCAAGCAUUGGUCGUGAAAAGCGACGAGUCAUGAAAAGUGGUAUGUGCAUGUGGUGGUAACAGCGAUGGAUGCACAGUCCGUAAUUACGAGAUUUUUACCAGCUUGUUUGAUUGAUCUCGUCACGUCACGCUCACGCCCUGGUGGUGUGUGUACGUGUACACAAAAAUCAGCUAGCGCUUGCCGGUGACCUGGGCAGGCAGAAAGGUAGGGAGGGACGGCCAAAGAAUCCAAGUAGUACUCCAAUGGAGCGGUGACGACAUCCAUCCAAUCCAAAUCGGCAAUUCCAACCCAAGUCGGCAAGGUCGCCGUCCACGGGUGCACGUAGUACGUACCCACGCUUGAUGACGACGUGACGUACCCGCAUACGUAUAGAGGUCAGGCAAAUGCACGGAGGGGAAUGGAAAAUAAGAACGUUACAAACUCUGCUCCUCCUUUACAAGAAAACUAAGGUUACGGACUCGAUACGGUUAACGUGCAGUUUGUACACUAGUGCAUGCACCAAAAUUUCCGGCUCCCACCACACUUGUGUUGGUACUUGGUUUGGAGAAAGACUACGUAUUGAUUUCCCUUCAA